Messenger RNA from Somion occarium, 3471 nucleotides. NCBI's taxonomy places the organism in Eukaryota, Fungi, Basidiomycota, Agaricomycetes, Polyporales, Cerrenaceae. The record is from the annotation of a GenBank genome assembly.
ACGGUCAAACACGCUCCUCGACGUCAACACCCACCACCCACCGCCUUCGCUGGUCGUCCUCGACACUCUUGUCGUCGUCGACAAAACCCUGCACACUGGGCGCGCUUGUCAUGAGCAGUGUCAAUGCUGCCAAUACCGAAACUAUCCUUCUGGCCGACUCAUCAACCCUCCCUCAGCAACCAUCUUCUUCACCGCCUGCCUCUCCGACGACGACCCCAUCUGACCCUGCUGCCUCUGGAAAUACUGGGGAAAACAAUGCAGAAAAGCCAAACCUGACUAUAAACACUGAACCGAGCACGGAUGGCCGCUCUAGUGAUGCUGAAAAGAUGCUCGACUCUGCUAUGGAUGGUCCUCUUGGCCCUGACGGAGGGGACCCUGGCUCUGAACCUAUGGUCUUAAUUAACACCGGCGAGGGCUCUGAAAAUCUACCUACCGAUGAUGGCCAGCAGUGGAUGGACGAGGAUAGCCAUGACCUCAAACGCGUCAAGGUUUAUGAACUUAUCGGGGCGCGUUGGGUUGACCAGGGGACCGCGUUUUGUUUCGGAGACUUUCAUGAGAAUGAGGCCCUUCUCAUUGCACGUGCGGAAGCAGACUAUCAACAUGUCAUCCUUUCCACCACUAUCCGUGCCAGUGAUGUAUACCAAAGACAACAAGAUACUUUAAUUGUCUGGACGGAACCGGAUGGAGUCGAUUAUGCGCUCAGUUUUCAGGAUCCAGAGGGUUGUGCAGAAGUAUGGAAUUUCAUUCAGGAGGUCCAAAGGCAUAUGAAUGCAACAGAAAGCGGAUUGUCUUCAUCGCCUUUGCUCGGUGAAGGUUCCGCUACCACCGCAAACAUUAUUCGAACAGGACAUCUACCGCAACCAACGCUCGGAAUCAUUGGCGAGAUCGAGAAAGCAAUCAAGGCGUUGACUCGGACAUCGACCUUGAAAGAGCGAGUGUGCGAAUACAUUCAGUCCGAGGACUAUAUCAAGGGCCUCAUAGAAGUCCUAACAUUGGCAGAAGACCUAGAAAGCAUCGAAAACCUCCAUGCGCUAUGUACUUGUAUGCAAACCAUUCUCGCGCUCAACGAUCAUUCAAUGUAUGAGCACAUUCUGGACGACGAUAUCUUCUUCGGCGUUGUCGGCAUGCUCGAAUACGACCCGGAGUUUCCAACUCACAAAGCCAAUUAUCGCGAGUUCCUUCGCACGAGUGCUCAAUACCAUCAACCCAUACCCAUCCGCGACGAAACAAUCCAGAAGAAGGUACACCACACCUAUCGACUGCAGUUCCUUAAGGACGUGGUGCUUGCGCGCUCAAUUGAUGACUCGGCUUUCAACGUGCUCAACUCGUGUAUCAUCUUCAACCAGAUUGACAUAAUUACACAUGUCCAGACCGAUCCGCAGUUAUUGAGAGAGGUCGUAGGAAUGUUUAUGGAUGAAGAUCUGGUCGCGAGUUUAGGACUGAGCAAUCCAGCGAAGGAGAAAGAGAAGCAAGUGAAGACGGAGCCGGACGAGUCGCCAAAACCGAAUGGUUUGCACCUUGUCACUUCUGCUCCGAAGGAAGAGGAUGUGGUGCGAAAACGGGAAGUUGUCUACCUCAUUCAACAGCUGUCCGCCAUGGCCAAGAACGUUCAAAUUGGUGCGCGGACGGCACUUCUCCGAACUCUAGUCGAUCGAGGGAUCUUGUUCCUUGUUCAGUGGGCUUUUGCACAACCUGAGUCGGACCCAGAGGGCAAGGCCAUGAUCGCUGCUGCUGGCGAUAUCUUCACCCCGCUUCUAGAGUUCGACUUGAUUGGCGUUCGUGGACAUGUUGUCAAACAGUUGGGGUUGAUUGAACGAGACAAGGAGGCUGCAAAGAAAGGGGAGAAGGGAAGGGAGAGGGAAACGCUACUGAUGCUGCUGUGCCGAGUCUUGGUGAGAAGCAAAGACCUGGCUAUCCAGAGUCAACUCGGCGAGCACAUCAGGCUGAUUCUGGAAGUGCCUUCUUCGGAAACCGAACCUCAUCCUGUGCUUGGAGCGAAGAUGUACCAACGCGCCAAGGACGAUCCAGCGAUGGAGAAAUUCCUGGAUUACUUCUAUAAGCAGUGCGCUGAAAUCUUAUUUAAACCCUUCUUUGACCUUCCCGAGUUCAAGACCAUGACUGAAACGUCAUUGCCACUAUCUCGCGAACGGACAAACCUUUUGCUACAUCUUUGCGAACUGCUUUCAAGUUUUGCCUUGCAGCAUUCCUUCCGCAGUCACUUUUACAUGCUUUCCUCCAACGUUGCUGUGCGAGUCGCAUCUUUACUUCGAGCAAAAGAUAAACAUCUUCGUUUGGCCGCGCUCCGAUUCUUCCGAGUGUUGCUACGGCUCAACAACCGGAAUCUUUUCAAUCACCUCAUCAAGCAUGAUAUCCUCAAACCGCUUCUUGAACUCACCUUGCAAGAAUCCCGACGAGAUAAUCUCCUUAGCUCCUCAUGUCAAGAGCUUUUCGACUUCAUACGAAGGGAAAACUUGAAGGAGCUGAUUAACCAUUGCAUGACCAAACAUGAAGACUUGGUCAAAGCCCUGGCAGCUACCCAACUUGGUUCCGCUCGGUUCAAGGGAUUCAUACGCCGGUGGGAAAUCAACAUUGAACCGCCACCAAAGGAGGAGGAGAAAGUCGAACUGGUAAGACCGAACGGGAUCGGUAUCAGGAAGUGGGGCCAGGGUAGACUCAUGGAAGCAGAGGAAGAAGAUUACUUCAACACGGACGACGACGAGGAUGAGAUUCUGCCUGUUCUCAGUACUUCAGUUUUUCCGAAAGCUGCUCCGAACACCCUCAAACGAAAACGACCGCGAGGAUCAAGUCUGCCUCUGCCACAGCGGCCACCACCGUUUGCUCGGACACCACCCCUACGCAGUCUGGUUGAUUACGACGAUGCUGACGAGCCAACCCGCGCGGAGGCGGACAAAGCUGCUGGCGGUGUUCAAGGACAGUUACCUACUUCACCAUCUUCGCCUUCGCAAGCACGUAUGAGCAGUCCACGAAUAUCACAGCAAGCUUCGAAACCCAUUUCCAUAUCGCUAACGCCCGGCGAGGACCAGGAAGACUUUCUAUUGGAGUCUUUGGUAGCUAAAGGCGGUCCGCCAUUACCAGAUGCUAUCAAGCCACCGGAAGUCAAUCUCAGCUCGAAACGACACCGAGAGGAUGAUGAUGACGAGUUGCUCGAGCGACUGGCUAGUAAAGCGAAACGCCUUAGUACCGGUCCUGGGCAAGACAAACCUGAAGUCAGUGGGAAAGCCACCGGGCUGGGGAAACCAGCGGAGGAAGGUCCCAAAAAGAUCAAGCUGAAGUUAUCUUCGCCGACUAUUGCUAAUCCUUUCCCUUCAAGUACUGGCGCGAAGGAUGGGGAUACAGACUUUUCGGAUGCACAUAUUCACUCAUUUGGCUCUUACUAUGUCAUACAUACGUACAUACCUUCCUUACCUUUUCGUUGUUCAUAUUGAUACAAUUCAUAAAUAUUCUCCACUC